GUGUUUUUUUCUCUCUCUCUCUCUCUUAGUUUCUUUCACACAACAUUUUUUCCUUCCGCCAACUUGGAUUUGCUCUUCCACCACCUCAAUAUAAACUUCUCUUAUCUCUUCUCUUUUAUGAAACUUUUCGCCUUUCUUCUUCCCUUUUAUGAAAAGUGUUUGGAGUGCUCUGUUUAUGUAACAACUGCCUCAUUUCUUGUCAUCUUCACAUUCUCCUCGCAUAAUCGCAUAAACCCACUCAUUAUAAACAGACUACUCUGUUUUUGCAACCAUUCGUUUCAUCUUUAACACUUUUCUUACUAUGGAACUUUCAGCUAGACGCUUGCCUGUUGAACAGAAUGUUGAACAAAUAGUGAAAGAGGCGCAACACAGGUGGCUGAAUGCAGCUGAAAUAUGUAAAAUAAUUGAAAACCAUGAAAAGCUUCAAAUACUUGCCUUCCAACCACAACAAAGGCCUACGAGUGGUUCAUUUUUUGUCAUUAAGCUGCGAGGGCUCAGAAAGUUUAGAAACGAUGGCCACGUGUGGAGUAAAAAGAAAGAUGGAAAGACCAUCCAGGAAUCUCAUGAAAACCUCAAGGUGAAUGGAGUUGCGAAGUUGAAUUGCUUGUAUGCUUAUUUGGAAACAAAUACAAAUUUUCAAAGGCGUAUUUAUCGGUUGAUUGAAAAGGAACAUGACGUAGCAAUUUUUCAUUACAGAGAAGACAAGGAAAACAGGAAAAAGACAACCAAAGUAUCCCAUCAAUCUUCCCUUGAAGCUAGAAAAGCUAUACCCACGUUGGUGGUAACAGGUUCUCAGGGUUCUUCUUCUGGCACUGUUGAUAAUGGCAGUAACCAAUUGCCUCUACCUCUACAAACUACCGAUACAAGCAACCUGGAAAACAUUCAGGGAAAUGUUGAGUCUGCAGGUGGUUCCUCUGGCAUUGUCAAUCAUGGCAACUACCAAUUGCCUUUGGCUCCAAAAACUACAGAUUCAAUUAACCAGAGUAACAUUCAAGCAAACGCUGAAUUUUCCGAUUUUAGCAACCAACCAAGUUCUGGAUUCCAUUCUAUCCCUGAUUUACAGCGGAAUUUGACGCAGAUAACAGAUGCAGAAUUUUCUGGCUCUCAUAACUUAGUAUCAUUUACAGGAGAUGGUGCGCCACAUUAUGUUUGUGAGUGUCAGAAUCUGCCUUCUUCUCAAGAGACUGAGAAUGAUUUUCCCCCAAACCCUGGUACAAUUAGUAGCCCCUGUGAACUGCCAGAGUCGGAGAAGUCUGCGGAUCAGGUUUCAGAGAAAAACAAGGACAAUCUCAAGCUAGUAAGUGACAUUCCGGCAGAGCUUCUUGCCAAAACCUCUACUGGAUAUCAAGAUUGCAUGAUUUUCCAGGAGAAUCCAAAUUGGCAGGAAAGCAGGAAAAAUUGCAAACGCAGCAAGAACCUGAACAUUUUGGACAUAACAGGUUCUCUGUCAGGCAUUGUCCAUCAUGAGAGUUACCAAUUGGCUUUGUCUUCACAAACUAUAUAUACAAGCAACCUGAGCAACAUUCAAGGAUAUUCUGGGUCAGGAGAUGGCAUGCCAGAGUAUGAAAAUCUGAUUUUUCACCGAGUAAUUGAGAGUGAUUUCCCCCCAAACCCCGGCAUAACUGGUACCCCUUGUGAACUGCUGGAGUUGGAGUCUCUGGAACAAUUUCCAGAGGGUUCCAACCUUAUUGUGGAUUCUAUUGAUAAUUUCGGUGAUAUUACAACUAAAAGUCUUCAUAAAAGAUUUGAAGACCUGUUAUCAUUGAAUUGUCAUAAUAGUAAUAUAAUCGAAAUUUCAUUGGAAAAGAAGUUUCAUUUAUGGCUCAAGAAACUUGGUGAAGGUGGAAGUGAGUUAACAGUGUUAGAUGUAAAAGUAAUACAUCUUAUAGCUGCACUUGGUUAUACUCUAACCUUACAACAAAUAUUUGGUGCAAUAAAAAUUGAUAUAAAUUUAAGUGAUAAAGAUGGAUAUACAGCUCUUCAUUGGGCAGCAAAAUAUGGGAGGAUGCGUACAGUUGAGUUUCUCAUCUGUCAAGGUGCAAAUCCCGUAUUACCAUCUUUUCCCAAAGGCAGCACACCUGGAUUGGAUUCUGUCACUGGCACACUAGUUGACUUGGAUUUUGGCAUUGACACGCCAGCUAGCUUGGCUUAUAACGCUGGACACGACGCAGUUGGCAGGUAUCUUGAAAAAAAAGCAAAGGCCGUGCAGGCCGCCCUGACAUUUGAUGAUGAUGAUGAUGAUGAUGAUGAGUUCCUGUAAUGAAGUCAAGGUUUGGCUUAUGUAAGGUUAAUGAAUAACUAAUAAAAUUUAAGGGGUCAACUAAAAUUUUAAGGGUUUUAUUGAGAGUGUUAUUUAUUUAAGGCGGUUGCAAAAUAAUAAUUAUUGACAAGUUGAAUUCAGCACAAAAACAAUUCUGAACAUUACCAUCAAAGAAUAUCAGUAGAAUUUCUUGCUUUUUUUUUU
Messenger RNA from Mangifera indica (mango), 2464 nucleotides. Its product is annotated as calmodulin-binding transcription activator 3-like. Gene Ontology annotation, cellular component: nucleus. Gene Ontology annotation, biological process: regulation of transcription by RNA polymerase II. The transcript has 15 exons. The record is from RefSeq and is a predicted model, not a curated record. NCBI's taxonomy places the organism in Eukaryota, Viridiplantae, Streptophyta, Magnoliopsida, Sapindales, Anacardiaceae. Bases 302 to 2260 code for a protein of 652 amino acids. Gene Ontology annotation, molecular function: double-stranded DNA binding; transcription coregulator activity; protein binding.